CAGGUUGGUACGGAAUAUUCUGUCCUAAUGAGAAUAGGCUGCUAAAGGCGUUAUUCAUCGGUGUGCUGCGUGUUGGACACCCUACCGCCCCCCCAUUUCACCCCUUGGCUGCACCCUGUCCAAUCAGAGCGCGGAGUCUCCCCCCUCCAUCCGGCUCCAGUGGGGUUGUUUUUUUGUGCUGAGCCCAAAGCUCGUUCACAUGGCUGUGGACUACGCGGUGUGGACUUCACCUGCACACCUAAGAAGAGUCUUCUGAGAAGAGAGGGCAAACUUUUUUUUUCGCACUGUGCCAGCUUACGUCCACCCCAGCCCGCCCUACCCGCCCCCCAGUGCCAGUGCACCUGGAGGGAGUGGAGAGCAGCAACCUCAUUUCUUGAGACGCACUGAAGGAACGACAAUUAAAGGACUGCUUUUGUGAACGCGGCUCUGUUUCGGUUCUCGGGCUGCGACGCUAGCGGCUCUUUCACCGCGCCGUGGAUGUGUUUCUGCAUGGCACGGUCGACGGCCACAUAUUCCUCUCGCGUAAAUCUGCACGUCGCAUCGCUUUCUCUCUCUUGCAGCAGGACAUUCCUUCGGCUGUUGGAGUUUGGGGGCUCUGUAGGCUGCAUAUGAGGCGCUGGCAGGUUGGCGUUAGUCACAGUGCUCCGCAGCUUUUGCGCAACGCUCCGUGCGUAAAGGCGCACAGGGCGGCCGGAUACCACCACGGAGGGACGCGGAACAUCUGACCUGCGGACACCUGUGGCUCUGAGCAGGUCGAGGAAAGAUAUUACCACAAACGAAGCAACAAACUCAUUUGUGUUUGCAAUCAGUGGAAUUAAACUCCUCUGGACUGUAGUAUAAGCGGUGCCCAUACAGACCUUGGAGGUUAGGCUAAGACUAAAAUGAGCUCUUCUUAACGUGAAUCCAACAUCAAACUAAUCACUUUCAAGUGCAGAACAGCCCUUUGGUCACUAAUACAGAAAUGCAGGCUCGCUGCAUUGCUUUGUGACCAGACUCAGAAGGAAUAACAUAGUGUCCAGAACCAUCUGACUUGUUCUUCUAAACUUCAAGCAAAGAUGAGGUGCACCUGCACAGCCUGGAUCAUCCUCUCUUUCCUUUGCAGAGUGAUGGAUGGCAGACUGCUGUUGGAGGGCCUGCAGAGGUUUGGCGCUGUGCCUACAUACCUUCCUGUCCAGUACCAGGUUCUGAACGCUGAGCUGGCCUUCUUCCUCAAAGAGGCUAACCAGGACAUCAUGAGGAACUCCAGCCUUCAGGCCCGAACAGAGCUCUUCUUCAUCCAGCAGGCCAGGAGGAUGCCUGUAGUUAAUGCUAGUUAUGGACCACUCUCAGUGCAGCAGCCUGUGCCCAUGGAGCUCCUCGGACCAGGGCUAUUCAGCAACCCAUCUUCGUCUUCUUCAUCAUCGUCAUCAUCUUCUCAGCUCUUUACGUUCAACUGGAAGGUUCAGACAUUCAUCAUAAGCGAACGCAUUCACCCAAACUGGCCCAAAGUACAGGUCCUGUUCUAUGUGGUGGGCCGAGACUGGGACGACUACAGCACCGUGGACAGGCUGCCCUGUGUCCGAAUGUUCGCCUUCCAUGAGACCCAGGAGGUCCGAGGAACAUGCCGCUUGAAAGGGGAACUAGGUCUGUGUGUGGCUGAACUGGAGCCAUUGCCCAGCUGGUUCAGCCCACCUAGUGUGGUACCUGGUAGACAAAGAGCUCCAGAGCAGGCUGAGGGCACCCCUGUGGAACUCUACUACAUGGUACAGUCCACAGAUACCGGUGACUGCAACUCUGAGGACUCCCGCAAGGCCAGCUCCAUCCACAAUGACCAGCAGGGGCCUGCAGGGUACUUUUCAGGCCCCACGCCCAUGCGCAGGAUCGGCAGCGUGCGACUGUUCCAGCCAUUCUCUGAGCUACGACUGGACAGCAACUUUGUGGUAAUGGUUCCCUCCAGGCCCAUCAAGCAGAGGGAGACAGUAUCAGCCUUUCUGGCUGCUUCAACACUUUCCUCUGUGGAGAUCUUCACUCUCAGGGUGAAGUUGAAAGACGGCGUGGCCUUUUUAGGAGCGAGAGUCAGCAAUCCUGCCCAGUGGACGGUCAGUCAGGACGUGAGAAGUGAAGGCCACAGAGUUGUCACGCUGCACUGCCGGAGAAAGGAUGGCAGCUUUGCGCAGAGGAUGGAUGUGGGCUUCCAGAAGGUUUUGCAGGUGGAUUUGGAGGUGAAUGGCCUGCUGGACCCUCUGGGCACUCGAUCGGUCACCUGGCAGGUGGAGUACCCCAUGACCCGCACUCUGUCUGAGGAGAUCUACACACUCAUCCGCCUCGCUCCUCAUGACCUUGGGGGCAUCGUACCACUGGCCAUGGAGACAGAAAUCCUCAACACUGCCGUGCUCACGGGGAGAACUGUCGCCAUACCGGUGAAGGUGGUUACCGUAGGAACGGAUGGGGCUGUGACCGAUGUGACCGAGUCAGUGGAGUGCCGAUCGACUGAUGAGGACGUUGUUAAGGUGUCAGAGAGGUGUGAUUACGUGUAUGUGAACGGGAAGGAGACGAGAGGCAGGGUGAAGAUGAUGGUGAACUUCACCUACAGCUACCUGAGUGCUCAGCUGGAGGUCAGCGUAUGGAUGCCCCACUUGCCCCUGCAGAUCGACAUGUCUGACCCAGAGCUCAGCCAGAUCAAGGGAUGGAGGGUGCCUAUCAAGCCCAGCAACCAGAGGUCCAGUGUGGAAGAUAAUGAAGAUGAGGGGUCCAAAAGAGACCGUGGUUGUGGUCCACAGUACCAGAGCACCACUGUGCGUGUCCUCACACACUUUGAGGCAGAGCCAGAAGAGUGGCGGGGCCAGCCGGACUUUCUACUCGGCAGUGAUUGGCAGGUGGACGUAACAGAGCUCUUAAGGGAAUCAAUGAGAGUGGACGACACACGUGUGGCCAGUCUGCUGGAUGGUCAGGUGCUGAUGGGCCUAAACACAGGGACCGCUAAAGUCCAGGUGAUGUCUCCUCUUUCGGACGCGGUGCUGGCUGAGAGGAUGGUGCGGGUGCUGGAUGAUAAAGUGAGCAUCACAGAGCUGGGAGUGCAGCUGGUCUCGGGCCUCUCACUGAACCUCCAGCUCAGUCCAGGCAGCAACAGGGCCAUUGCAGCUACCACCACAACCCAGGACACCAUGCACAACCCCAAACAGGAGUCUCUGAUCAGCGCUUGGCUACAGUUCAGCGACGGCUCCAUGACCCCUCUGGACCUCUAUGACCCGGCGCACUUUGUGCUGACAGCCACCUCACUGGAUGAGCGAGUUGUUUCGGUUCAGAGGAACUCAUGGUGGAAAUGGCCGGUGGUGGUUGUGAGGGGCGAGGGCCAGGGCCUGCUGGUGCGGGUGGAGAUGUAUGCCUCUGAAUCCUGCCAGACAAAGACCAAGCGUCGUGCUGUUCUGGCUGCUGGCAACGCCAGCAUCCGUGUCAAAUUUGCCCGCAGCGAGGAGGAGGAAAACAGAGCUGGUGACCGGAGGCACAGGCCCAAUGCGCCAUAUUAUGGAGGCUCCAUCUCAGACAUGGAGGCUGGGGUUGUGAACAGGGGAGCCACCACCAUCAAGACAGCCGCUCCUGGAAGGCCCGGUGGUGACAGGCAUGCAGCUAGAGAAGUUCCUGCAGACUUUUCAGACUUUCCCGCCCAGGCUGACCUGCCACAUGGCCGGAGCACAGAGGAGGACCUGCUGCAUGCACGCCGUGGCCUCACGGACUUAGAGAUCGGCAUGUAUGCUCUGCUUGGGGUCUUCUGCUUGGCGAUUCUGGUGUUCCUCAUCAACUGUGUCUCCUAUGCUCUCAAGUACCGCAACAAGCAGCUUCCCUUGGAGGGCCAAGAGACCAUGGCCCACCAUGCACAUGACUGGGUGUGGCUGGGGCAUGAGGGCGAGCUGCUGGAGGGUCACGCCGGCCUGUGUUUGCAGCAGGAGGAGCCAGGAGGCACCAUGGAUUCUGGUCUGGGCCUGGAGGAGGGCAGCCAGCUCCUCAACGGCCUUUCAGCCCAGAAGAGCAUGCACAGGUCAGCCUCAGAGUCAGGCUGUUCAGGCAGGGAGCACAAAAGCGAUCCACUGAACUCGCCCACCACUAAGCGGAAACGGGUGAAGUUUACCACCUUCAGCCACAGCAAGCCCAGCAACGGCUGCCCUUCCAUCAGCCCUCUGGUCAUUGGGCAGAACGACAUCAAGUGGGUCUGCCCAGACAUCGAGCUUGGGGACUCCAAAGAGCUCCGAAACUACAUGGAGAGGCUAAACGAGAAUGCUACUAAAAACAUUGCGUAGUGGGAUUUGCACUUGUUUUGUUUAUUUCUGGACAAAGUGUAGCUCACCCAUAUGCCUUCAGGGUAAGGAGCUGGGGUUCAGACCGGCUCCGCCGCUUUCAGACAGGCUCGCAUCUCACCAUGAAAAGGCAGGCCAUUCAUCUGGUCUUGUUUCCAUGGCAACUGUCAUAAGGGUUCAUCAUCAGGAAUGAAGGAAAACAGGGAUGGCCGAGAAACUGCGGAGAAUAUAUCAUCAUCAACUUAGAGUGUGAGACACGUUUUUGUUACAUUGUCUAUUGUUAAUUCCUUCCAUUAACAGAAGUUAGUUCCAUUUUAUAAUGUGUCUUUGUUGUUAUUUGUUUUGUUUAUUUAACCCUGAGUUGUUAUUAUUAUUCUGUGUUUGAUGCAUUUUUUUUCUUUUGUAGUGUGAAUGUUGGGGGGGGGUGUUAAUGUACACACAUAUCAAACAUAGACUUUAUGGCAAAUUGACACUGUAUAUAAGGAGGACAUUUACUGGUUCUGAUGAAGUAUGAAUACAUUUUUGUAAGGUUUUACAUAUUUUUAUACAUCUCUGUUCCUACCCAUGUUGCUGUAUUUCACUGUAUGCUCCAAAGACUAACCCAUAUGUGGAUGCAUGUAUGUUCUAGAUAUGGACACAAAUGUUUAUUUUGGGAACUUUUUUCCGCCAACAGUGUGAAUAUGUACAAACUCCAGAGGACUACCAAGAAACAGUCGCACAGAUGACAUAUCUUCUUAAGAACUGUUGAGCAAACUGUAAUGCGGUAGGUAGUUUUAUCCUGUACAAAAAGACGUUUACGGUAUAAUAGAUCGGUAGGAGUUAUGCACUCGACCUGUAACUGUUGUCUAUUGUUGUGUGUUGCUUUUCUUAUUCCUCAUUUUCAUAUUGUGUUUUUUUUUUUCCCCUUUCAGAAAAUAAAAUGUUUCUUUACGAUCAGACUGCAACAAAAAAACAAGUGCUACAUAAUGAGGAUGAUUACAGGUCUUAAAAUGAGCAAGCAAUUUCUGAAUGAAUCAACAAGUUUGUAAUUAAGGCUGAAGUUAAUUGGGUCUUAAAGAGCGCUUUCAAGCGAAAUCCUCAGGUAAAGUGGUUUUUGAGACAAAGAGAAGCGCAAAUAUAGGUUGAAGAAUGACACCUUUCAAGUAUUUUAGAUAGGCUCUUUUGUGUUCAUCAAUGUUUCUAGCAUCUUUUUAGGCAUUACUUAACAGACCAAUCAUUUCCCCUCAGCAAAGUUAGAGAGAUGCUACACUCCACACGCUCUGAUAUUUACUCUGAACACGAGUUUGCUCUGUUUUAUUUUUGUGUUUCUGUGCCCUUCUCAUAGAGUUCCCUUAACAGGGCCAUCACUUGUCUCUUUGAUGAAUGCACAGAUUAAAGUCAUUCUGUCACACAAUGCUGCUUCCUGUUUCAUUUGCAUUCGGCAUCAGUUCUAUUCUUAGAAAUUAUUAUACUGUACAUAGUCUUAGCUGCAGAAAUGUUAUGCCACGAUAUUGUCUGUUUAUGUAAACAAGCAAAUGAUUAAAGACCAAUAUGCAGAUAAACAAGUGCACUUAUUCCAGCACAGCCCCUGUAUGGAAGCCUGUACAUGUUGUGCUAUACGUCGUCUGCACUGAUCAAUCUGGUAAUUAACACUCCAAGAUGU
Pygocentrus nattereri (red-bellied piranha) is the source of this 5913-nucleotide messenger RNA. RefSeq names its product transmembrane protein 132C. The transcript has 9 exons. The record is from RefSeq and is a predicted model, not a curated record. The coding region runs from base 1056 to 4274 and encodes 1072 amino acids. NCBI's taxonomy places the organism in Eukaryota, Metazoa, Chordata, Actinopteri, Characiformes, Serrasalmidae.